AUGUUUGCUACAUCUAGUUUGUUACGUACUGUUUCCAGACAAUUUUCCACUUCCGCCACUACGAUGUCUAUCAAGGCCAAAGUCCUAGUGUAUGCCCAGCACGGCCAGCCGGAGUCCGUGCUCAAGUGUAUUUCUCAUGAGUUGCCAUCUUCUCCACAAGGAUCAGAUGUCCUAGUGCAAACAAUUGCCAGUCCAGUCAACCCUUCUGACAUCAAUCAGAUCCAGGGAGUGUAUCCCUCGAAACCGGACAAAACCACUGCGUUUGGAACGUCAGAACCGGUUGCCCCUUGCGGAAACGAGGGUCUAUUUAAAGUGCUUGCUGUUGGAAACAAGGUCACCUCCCUGAAGGCCGGCGACUGGUGUAUUCCAAGCAAUGUCAACUUUGGAACAUGGAGAUCGCAUGCCUUGACCGACGAAUCGUCCUUGCUCAAAAUUAGCAAGACAAUCACCGAGGAACAGGCUGCCACCAUCUCCGUUAACCCAUCCAGUGCUUACCAGAUGCUCACCAUGUUCGAAGACCUGAAACCGGGCGACUGGUUCAUCCAGAACGGGGGAAACUCCCAGGUUGGCCGUGCUGCCAUCCAGAUCGGCAAGAAACUCGGCCUGCAGUCGAUUUCCAUCGUCAGAAAUAGAGACAACUUACAGGAACUCGUUGACGAAUUGACCGCGCUGGGUGCUACAAAGGUUAUCACCGAGGAGGACAACGCGUCCAGAGAGUUUGGCAAGACCAUCGCCGAAUGGACAAAGGGUUCUCCAAUCAAACUUGCAUUGAACUGUGUUGGUGGAGAAAACUGCUCCAACAUGGCCAGAAAGCUCGGCAAAGACGCUACGUUGGUCUCUUACGGUGCCAUGUCGAUGAAACCGGUCAUGAUUCCUACCCAGCUGUUCAUUUUCAAGAACCUCACUGCCAAGGGAUUCUGGAUCACGGCAAACGUCACCAGAGUGCCUGGCUCUAAAGAAAACACUUUGAAAGCUGUGCAGAAAAUGAUGGAGGACGGCGACCUUGUGGACGUGAAGGUGACCCAUGUGCCGGUUUCUGCAGAUGGCUCCGAAGAAGAGGUGUUCAAGGCGUUCGAAACGGCCCUGACCAACUCCAAACAGGGCAAGCAGCUUGUCCGGUUCACGUGA
Molecule: messenger RNA, 1128 nt
Organism: Ogataea philodendri
Lineage: Eukaryota; Fungi; Ascomycota; Pichiomycetes; Pichiales; Pichiaceae
Exons: 1
Coding region: 1-1128 (375 amino acids)
Biological process (GO): fatty acid metabolic process
Cellular component (GO): mitochondrion
Molecular function (GO): trans-2-enoyl-CoA reductase (NADPH) activity
Source: RefSeq, a predicted model, not a curated record